UACUACUAAAUGCCAGAGUGCAAUCGUUGCUCGACACCUACUCCACGCCGACUGGGUCAUCUCGUUCGAAAUAACUUAGCUUGCUUCGUCACACGAACAAGACCAAAUCAUUCUGUGCUUCGUGACAGUUUCCACCAAAUCGAAUCGAGAGGACCGCAAGAGGGGCCGAUGGAGCCCUGCGAGAUCGCGCGCCUGCCGGAGGAGCUGCUGUCGGUGGCGCUCUCCCGCACGUCGCCGCGCGACGCUUGCCGCGCUGCGGUGGUCUCCCCGGCCUUCCGUGCCGCGGCCGAUUCCGACACCGUCUGGUCCUGCUUCCUGCCACCGCUGGACGAACUCCCGCCGCUCACCGACGGAGAGCCUUGCAGGAAGAAAGACCUGUUCCUCCGCCUCUCCGGCAGACACGUCCUCCUCCCAGGCGGACUCAUGAGCAUGUGGCUGGACAGGGAGACCGGCGCCAAGUGCUACAUGGUGUCGGCGAGGGCGCUGUCCAUCGCGUGGCGCGACACUCCACGCUACUGGAACUGGGUCCCUCUCGCAGAUUCGAGGUUCUCCGAGACUGCUGUACUCAGGUUAGUUUGCUGGUUGGAUAUCCCUGGCAAGAUAGAUAGCAAGAUACUCUCCAAGGGGUCAGUCUAUGCCGCACACAUCGUGUACAAGUUGGCCGACAGUUCUUAUGGGCUGGACUCGCCGAUCCAAGAGGCAUCAAUUAGAGUUGGAGGCACCAACCUGACCCGCAAGGUCUGCCUCCAACCUAACCCGCAAAGAAGCAUGAGCCAAAACCGCCGUGCAGAGGACGUAGUGCUCCCUCGGCAAAGGGGCGAUGGCUGGAUGGAGCUGGAGCUGGGCGACUUCACCUGCGACGGGGAUGAAGAUGGUGAUGUGUCCUUUGGCGUUUCGGAGACCAAGGCUUUGAACGGGAAGAGCGGCCUGGUCGUGCAGGGCAUCGAGAUCAGGCAUAAGAAAUCAGGCUAAUUGAUGAGCUCGCGGGAAUAAACCAAACAUGUCCAGAGUCUACUCCAAUAUAGAACGAAAAUAAAGGAGCCAUAUAUGUUUGUAAUGCGUGUUUUCGAACUUCCCUCUUGGUCUCCAUUCUAUCCUUGUGGACAGUAUAUAUAUAUUUGUUUGAUCUUUCAAGAAGACACAGUCUAUACUGUAUUUUAGAUCAUUUAAGAGAAUAAACAGAUAAUUAGGAGAGGAAUAUUGACCUUCCUCUGUUAUGGUUCA
Messenger RNA from Triticum aestivum (bread wheat), 1224 nucleotides. RefSeq names its product putative F-box protein PP2-B12. Gene Ontology annotation, molecular function: protein binding. The transcript has 3 exons. Bases 10 to 972 code for a protein of 320 amino acids. Lineage: Eukaryota; Viridiplantae; Streptophyta; Magnoliopsida; Poales; Poaceae. The record is from RefSeq and is a predicted model, not a curated record.